AUGCCACCAGAGAAGGCUAAGCAUCUGAGUGGUGGGAGGGACAAGAGGCACUCUCUGCGUGGGUAUGGCAAUCAGUUUCGACCAGUCGCGCAGGCAGAAACUUAUGUACCUCGUCAAGUUUUAGCGAUAGUGAUCUUAACGACGACGAUAUCGGUGAUGUACAGUACAGAAGUCGCUACAGUAGUAACUACUUGGAAGAGACAGAGAGAGACAGAGAGACAGCGAGAGACAGAGACGGAGAGAGACAGAAGAGAGAGACAGAAGAGAGAGACAGAGAGAGACAGAAGAGAGAGACAGAGAGAGUCAGAAGAGAGAGACAGAGAGAGACACAGAGAGACAGAUAGAGAUAGAGAGAGACAGAGAGAGACAGAGAGAGAGACUGAGACUGAGACUCUGAGACUCUGA
Sphaeroforma arctica JP610 is the source of this 405-nucleotide messenger RNA. RefSeq lists its product as hypothetical. The transcript has 2 exons. The record is from RefSeq and is a predicted model, not a curated record. Bases 1 to 405 code for a protein of 134 amino acids. Lineage: Eukaryota; Ichthyosporea; Ichthyophonida.